UAUUGCAUAUAAUUUUGAAUUUUUAUGGUUGUAGCUCUUGGUUUAGAAGGUAGUGCAAAUAAGUUGGGAAUCGGAAUUAUUCAAGAUGGGAUAGUUCUAUCAAAUCCUCGAAAAACCUAUGUCACACCGCGUGGGCAAGGUUUUUUACCUAGAGACACUGCAGCACACCAUCAAACUGUAAUACUAGAAGUUUUAAAAGAAGCUUUGAAUGCCGCUAAAAUUUGCCCCAAAGAUAUAGAUAUUAUAUGUUAUACAAAAGGUCCAGGUAUGGGUGCUCCAUUGUUAUUGGUUGCACAGGUUGCCAGAACAUUAUCAUUAAUUUGGAAUAAACCUUUAAUUGGAGUUAAUCAUUGCAUUGCCCACAUAGAGAUGGGUAGGUUAAUAACAGGUGCUAAAAAUCCUGUAAUUUUAUAUGUCAGUGGGGGAAACACUCAAAUCAUAGCCUACUCGGGACAACGAUAUCGAAUUUUUGGUGAAACAUUGGACAUAGCGGUAGGAAAUUGCUUGGACAGAUUCGCCCGAAUGCUUAAACUUCCUAACGAUCCUUCACCGGGUCAAAAUAUAGAAAUUUUCGCUAAAACUCUUGGUUUUGGUAAAUAUUAUUCACUACCAUACGUUGUUAAAGGAAUGGAUGUUUCCUUUUCAGGCAUUCUUAGCCAUCUCGAAAAUGCUAUUAAUAAAUACGGUGUUGAAAAGGGGAAAGAAAAUUCAGUAGAAAAUAUUAAGCCCUCUUCACCCUUUAUCAAUUACCAAAACGAGAUUUAUACCGCAGCAGAUUUGUGUUAUUCCCUACAAGAAACAGUAUUCGCUAUGUUGGUCGAAAUAACUGAGAGAGCUAUGGCCCAUUAUAAAACAGAAAAUGGGCAUGAUACUUCCUACGAAGAGGUUUUGGUUGUAGGAGGUGUAGGUUGCAAUCUCCGAUUGCAGGAGAUGCUGAAUUUUAUGGCUCAGGAAAGGAAUGCUAGAUCCUAUGCAACGGACGAAAGAUUUUGCAUUGAUAAUGGAGCUAUGAUAGCUUACACUGGCAGUCUAAUGCACUCUUCAGGUAUCUCCACACUCAUCGAAGAAUCAUAUAUAACUCAAAAAUAUAGGACGGAUGAUGUCCUCGUCACUUGGCGAUAAAUAAUUUGAAUUAUAUCUAAUAUAUUAGAAAUGUUUGGCCAAUAAAAAAUUGA
This is a messenger RNA of Gordionus sp. m RMFG-2023, 1175 nucleotides long. Its product is annotated as tRNA N6-adenosine threonylcarbamoyltransferase-like. Bases 25 to 1122 code for a protein of 365 amino acids. NCBI's taxonomy places the organism in Eukaryota, Metazoa, Nematomorpha, Gordioida, Chordodea, Parachordodidae. Gene Ontology annotation, cellular component: cytoplasm; EKC/KEOPS complex. The transcript is spliced from 6 exons. The record is from RefSeq and is a predicted model, not a curated record. Gene Ontology annotation, biological process: tRNA threonylcarbamoyladenosine modification.